GGUUUUGUGAGAAUUUAAUUCCUCCCAAAGGCGCAAUAGAAAAAAAUCCAAGAAUAUUGCAUUGGAUGAAUAUAAAUUUGGGAGACAACCUCGUGAAAGGAGCUUUGGAAACUAGUCUGGUUAAUGAUGAUGUUGGUGUUGAUGUUGAUGUUGGUACAAUGAAGGAUAAGAAUGAUCUUAAGGAUGAACCAAGACAAAAAAUGAAACAUGACAAGCCAUCAACAAAGAAGCUACUUAAGAGAAAACGCAGAGAGAGUUUUAUGCAAACUUUAGACCAACAACAAAAUCUAGUUGCAGAACUUAAAAGGAGGGUUGUUGUGUUAGAGGAAGAGGUGGCAUUUGAGAAAGCUAGACGAAGAAGACCAGAGGAUGGUGGACACAGUGUGCCACGUGAAGAACCAUCCAUCUCCCCGAGAGGCAUCUCCCGGGGAGGCAUGUCCAUUGAUCCUCCUCCAAUGAAGACAUAUGUGAGGAUGGGGUCACGAAGGCAUUACAAGAGUAGAGCGCUUAGGACUCCUUACGUAGGAUUGCUUAAAAUAAAAAAUGAGUGAUAUUUGUAUAGCUUUCUUAAGAGAUUGUAAUACGGAGAUAUUGUAACAUGAACA
Messenger RNA from Vigna radiata var. radiata (mung bean), 605 nucleotides. RefSeq lists its product as uncharacterized. The coding region runs from base 66 to 551 and encodes 161 amino acids. The transcript has 2 exons. The record is from RefSeq and is a predicted model, not a curated record. Lineage: Eukaryota; Viridiplantae; Streptophyta; Magnoliopsida; Fabales; Fabaceae.